UUUAUUGUAGUGUAAUAUAAAUUUAAUUACUGUAAUAGGAAUUGAGAAAUGAGAAUUGAGUAUUGAGUAUUGAGUAUUAUUGUGGAGAGCAUUGGAUUGAGAAUUGAUUGUGAAAAUUGAAUGUUUACGUCACUCUCUUGAUCACGUAUAGUUGCGACAUUUGUCUGGUGUUUAUCAGGGUUCUAUUAAUAAAAAAAUGUCAUGUCGUAUUAUCACACCAAAAAAAUAAAAAAUCAUAAGAAUUAGGUGUCAAAUGUCUCGCAUCUUCCUUGCUGCCGUUUUUUUCUUUUUUUCCUUUUCUUUUCCCACUUAAUCAAACUAGUUAAUAUCGAUUUAUUUCUUCUUUUCUUGAUCUACACCUUAAUGAAAUACCUUUCACGAUGGAUGGAGAACUAAAGACUAAGACUACGUUCGAUUUAGAACCUAACCCUUUUGAAAGAUCCUUUGCAAGUAAAGAAUCAUCUACUCAAUCUUUACCUGUUAGUAAGCAAAAAUUAGAUUCUAAUUCAGGAGUAAAUACAACAACUUCUGAUACAACAACUUCAGAAACUUCAGCUUCUGGUCCAACCUCUACUGCUUCAAUAACUGGUAAUAAUAAUAGACCAGAUUUACAUAUUCCAAAUAUUUCAAAUUUAAAUAAUCAAUCAAAUGGGAAAUUACCUGGAAUAACUCCUCCAUUAUUUACCCCAGGUGGAAGAAGAUUACCUCCAUUAAGUUUAUCACCUCCAGUAAAUCCUUCAGGUGCAUUAUCAAAUCCCGGAACUCCAAAUACUAAUUUAUGGAAUAGUUUAUUAUCGGCAACCAAUAAUCAAAAUAAUACUAGUAAUCCAAAUAAUUCAAAUACUCCAAAUAAUCCUCAAUUAACUCAUACAAAUUCAAGUUUUAAUCAAUUUUUAAAUACUUUAAGGAAAACAGGAUUGACUCCUAAUGAAUCAAAUAUUAGAUCAGGUUUAACCCCAGGUGGAUUAAAUCAUCAAUUUUCUUUUACUAGUCAAAUGAUACCGGGAUUAACUACUCCAUCAGCUUUAUUAAAUAGUCCUAUGACUCCCGGAUUAUCUUCUCUUUUAAGUAUGGCAAAUGGUCCUCCAACUGCAUCACUUCCAAUAUCAAAUGGUCAAACAACAGCACCAACUCAACAACAAGGUCCCCCACCACAAAUUCAAGUUACUCAACCUAUAGUAUCUGGUAAUAAUACCGAUAAUGGUACAACUUCUUCUGGAGUGAAAAACUCCCUUCCUUCCACUUUAGAAAUUGAAGAACCUACUGAUUCUGUAGAUACUAAAACAUCUAAAGUUUCUAGCAAUUCUCCAACUACUUCUAGAAAGAGAAAGAAGGAUGAUUCACAACCUUCUAAAAAGCAGAAACUUGAUACAUCUAACAAUUCUAAAGUUCCUAUAGCAACAUCAACUACUGCUGGCUCAGCAUCAAGUGUUACACCAAGAGGAAGAAAAACCAAUUCCAAAAAGGAACCUAAGGUUAAAGUAGAAGAAGCAGUAACUUCAUCUGCAGAUGAAGAUAGAGGGCCAGGUGAAUCUGAUGAAAAACGUCGCAACUUCCUCGAAAGGAAUAGAGUGGCUGCUUCGAAAUGUCGUCAACGUAAGAAGCAACUAAUUCAAAAGAUGGAAGAUGAAUUGGCAUUUUAUUCUACAGGAUAUCGUGAAUUGUCUGUCCAAGUUAAUCAAUUAUAUGAACAAGUUGUUUCAUUGAAAAGUAUAUUGGAGGGCCAUAAAUCAUGUUCACUUUUACUAUCAUCUGUUGGUGGAGCUGGAAAUUUGAAUAGUAUUCUUCAACAAGCAAACUAUCUUACUCAAGUUACCGCUUCUACACAUACAAAUGCUUCAUCAAUGCCAUCAACAAUCCCAACCACAUUAAAUAUUCCACAACCACAGCCGCCUCAAAUGGGUAUGGCACAAGGUAUUCCCCAAGGUAUUCCACAACAUCAACUUCCUCCUUCAUUUGCUGAACAACAACAAGCACCUCAAUUAGCUUCCAGUGCCAGUGAAACUCCAGAAACAAUUGUUGCUUCUCAUUAUGAUCCAAAUGGUGCACCUUUACCAUCUUCAAAUGGAAAUGGUGAUUUGAGAUUAGUAAGCAGUAUGUCCAAUUUACAAAGUUUGGAUUCAUCCAAAGUUCGUGCACCUCUAAUGUCAGUACAAGCUCCAUUACAACAGCAGCAGCAGCAGCAACAACAACAACAGCAGCAACAAGUGCUAGACGCAAAUAAUGCAGCCAAUUUCAACAACCUACGCCCAGUGGUUGACAUAAAUUUACAACCACAUCCCUCGGCAAAUUUCAAUGGUUUAAAUGUUUAG
This is a messenger RNA of Scheffersomyces amazonensis, 2312 nucleotides long. RefSeq names its product Sko1p (gene SKO1). The coding region runs from base 381 to 2312 and encodes 643 amino acids. Gene Ontology annotation, biological process: regulation of transcription by RNA polymerase II. Lineage: Eukaryota; Fungi; Ascomycota; Pichiomycetes; Serinales; Debaryomycetaceae. The record is from RefSeq and is a predicted model, not a curated record. Gene Ontology annotation, molecular function: DNA-binding transcription factor activity, RNA polymerase II-specific; RNA polymerase II cis-regulatory region sequence-specific DNA binding. The transcript is spliced from 2 exons.